GAGCAGGAGCAAUGAUCAUCCUUAAAGUUGGGAGAAUUGCCGCACACCAACUGACGUGUGGGGCCUCCAAACCGCAAGUACACCUAUGCUGGCAAUGCUGCCCUUGCCCCUCUCCCGCCAACGAAUCCCUCCACUCCCCAAAAGCAAAAACGCGCGCGAAAAAUUUCAACUCCCGCGCUUCUCCCACCGCAUCCUCUCUCCCCUUGAGUAUUUACUUUUCAAAAUACAUAAAGAAAGGAAGGGAAGCCGAGUGAUCACAUCGCCGCAACCACCAACCUCUCGAGGCCGUUCGAAUCCCUCUCUCUCUUCUCCAAUUCCCCAAUCACCGAUCACCGCGCCGCCGAUCGGGUUCGUGUGUGUGCCCUCGACGUGUUCGACGGAAAGCCCGCGAGAAGCGGAGGCCGGCUGCGGCGACGGCGAGGAUGUACGUGGUGAAGCGCGAUGGGCGGCAGGAGGCGGUCCACUUCGACAAGAUCACCGCGCGGCUCAAGAGGCUCAGCUACGGCCUCAGCCAGGAGCACUGCGAUCCGGUCCUCGUCGCGCAGAAGGUCUGCGCCGGCGUCUACAAGGGCGUCACCACCAGCCAGCUCGGCGAGCUCGCGGCGGAGACCGCCGCCGCCAUGACCGCCUCCCACCCCGACUACGCCUCGCUCGCCGCGAGGAUCGCGAUCUCGAACCUGCACAAGACCACCAUGAAGUCUUUCUCAGAGACGAUAAAGGUCAUGUACAUGCAUUACGAUGAGCGAUCUGGGCUGUUGGCUCCUCUGAUUGCCGAUGACGUCUAUGAGAUCAUCAUGAAGAAUACCACCCGCUUGGACAGUGAGAUAAUUUAUGACAGAGAUUUUGACUAUGACUACUUUGGUUUUAAGACCCUUGAGAGAUCUUAUCUGUUAAAAGUUGUUGGGAAGGUUGUGGAAAGACCACAGCAUAUGCUAAUGAGAGUUUCUAUUGGGAUACACAAGGAUGAUAUUGAAUCUGCUAUCAAAACGUACCACAUGAUGUCUCAGCGCUGGUUUACUCAUGCUUCGCCAACCCUUUUCAAUGCUGGCACUCCAAGGCCUCAAUUAAGUAGCUGCUUCCUCAUCUGCAUGAACGAUGAUAGCAUUGAGGGAAUUUAUGAUACUCUCUCAGAAUGUGCUACCAUAAGCAAAUGUGCUGGUGGAAUUGGUCUCUCAAUUCACAAUAUUAGAGCUACUGGGAGUUACAUUCGAGGAACAAAUGGAACAUCUAAUGGGAUUGUUCCCAUGCUGCGUGUUUUCAAUGAUACUGCACGUUAUGUUGAUCAAGGCGGAGGCAAGAGAAAAGGUGCAUUUGCUAUAUACUUGGAGCCUUGGCAUGCUGAUAUUUUUGAGUUCCUUGAUUUAAGAAAGAACCAUGGAAAGGAGGAGAAUCGUGCAAGAGAUCUUUUCUAUGCGCUCUGGAUUCCAGAUCUGUUCAUGGAAAGGGUGCAAAAUAAUGAAAACUGGUCAUUGUUUUGUCCCAAUGAAGCUCCAGGUUUGGCUGACUGUUGGGGAGAUGAGUUUCAGAAUCUGUACAAGAAAUAUGAAAGAGAGGGCAAGGCAAAGAAAGUUGUUUCAGCACAGGCGCUCUGGUUUGACAUUUUGAAGGCACAGAUAGAAACUGGAACACCAUAUAUGCUUUAUAAGGAUUCUUGUAAUAGAAAAAGUAACCAACAAAACCUGGGGACAAUUAAGUCUUCAAACUUGUGCACGGAGAUUAUUGAGUUCACAAGUCCCACUGAAACUGCUGUGUGCAAUCUAGCAUCGAUUGGUUUACCGCGUUUUGUAAGGGAAAAGGGUGUUCCUAUGGAGUCUCAUCCGGCUAAGCUUGUUGGUAGUAAUGGAUCCAAAAACCGAUAUUUUGACUUUGAUAAAUUAGCUGAGAUUACUUCAAUUGUCACAAGGAAUCUCAAUAAAAUAAUUGAUACUAAUUAUUACCCUGUUGAGACUGCAAAGAGAUCAAAUAUGAGGCACAGGCCAAUCGGAAUCGGUGUUCAGGGCUUGGCAGACACCUUCAUUUUACUUGGCAUGCCAUUUGAUUCAACAGAGGCUCAGCAAUUGAACAAGGAUAUUUUUGAGACUAUUUAUUAUCAUGCCUUGAAAGCUUCUGCUGAAAUUGCUGCAAAAGAAGGUCCUUAUGAAACUUAUAGCGGGAGCCCUGUCAGCAAGGGCAUUCUUCAACCUGAUAUGUGGAAUGUAGUUCCAUCUGAUAGAUGGAAUUGGUCAGAUUUAAGGGAGAUGAUUUCCAAAGUUGGAGUUAGGAACUCUCUUCUUAUUGCUCCAAUGCCUACCGCUUCUACUAGUCAAAUUCUUGGCAACAACGAAUGCUUUGAACCAUACACCUCAAACAUAUACAGUCGGAGAGUUUUAAGUGGCGAGUUUGUUGUAGUAAACAAGCAUCUUCUCCAUGAUUUGACUGAGAUGGGUAUUUGGUCCCCUGUUCUGAAAAACAAGAUUGUCUAUGAAGAUGGUUCUGUUCAAAAGAUCUCUGAGAUCCCAGAUGAUCUGAAAGCAAUUUACAGAACCGUGUGGGAAAUCAAGCAGAAAACUAUUGUUGACAUGGCCAUCGAUCGUGGUUGUUAUAUCGAUCAGAGCCAAAGUCUUAAUAUCCACAUGGACCAACCGAACUUUGGGAAGCUAACUUCCCUGCACUUCCACGCUUGGUCCAAGGGCCUGAAAACUGGAAUGUAUUAUCUAAGAACACGCGCUGCUGCCGAUGCAAUCAAAUUCACAGUGGACACUACUCUCCUCAAGGAUAAGCAGCAUAAUGCAGAGGAAGAGGAUGUCCAGUCUAAAAUGGCAGAGGUGGUGUGUUCCUUGAACAACCGGGACGAAUGCUUGGCAUGUGGUAGUUAGGUUCGUCCAAAUCACAUCUACCUUAUCCUGACCUAUAUAUAUGACCUUAUACUGCCCCUAGGCUAAACCGGCUUAUCUUUCGAUCUCAAUAGUGGUAACCCGUGUUUGGUGCACUCUGAAAUUCUGGAUUGAGGCUAUCAGACAAGACUUAUUUUUAGAACUUCACCGUUGGCUUGUAUAUUUAUGCUUAGGCUACUGUGACUGUAUCUAUCUAAAUCUAAACACCUAGUGCUUUCAUUCUAUUACCUCUGUACUAAAAUAUGAGAAAUUUUAGCCAUAUAAUUAUAUGAGCAAAAUCCAUUAUACUUUUAUUC
Molecule: messenger RNA, 3169 nt
Organism: Oryza sativa Japonica Group (Japanese rice)
Lineage: Eukaryota; Viridiplantae; Streptophyta; Magnoliopsida; Poales; Poaceae
Source: RefSeq, a predicted model, not a curated record